Cylicocyclus nassatus is the source of this 651-nucleotide messenger RNA. The record is from the annotation of a GenBank genome assembly. NCBI's taxonomy places the organism in Eukaryota, Metazoa, Nematoda, Chromadorea, Rhabditida, Strongylidae.
AUGAGAUUGCUGCUUUCCGUCGUUAUAAGAAGUCAAACAGUCGAAGGGAUAACUUGCUACAAAUCGACUGAAUCCGGUAGAAUUGAAGAAAAGAGUGAAAAGGGUACGGCUUGCAUUAUGUAUCAUAAUUACGGAAUGUUAGGCUGUAGAAAGUCGGAAACUUAUUAUGAUAUUUGGAAAAGUCAUCUGAUGACUUUGCCUAUAUGCGGUGUUUUCGUAAAUCAUCCAACUUACCUUGCAGCAUGUUUAUGCAAUGAAGAUUCCUGCAAUACGCCAGAGAAAAUGCAGAGCGUCCUUGAUCAGUCAUUGGUUGAAUCGAAAGUUUUACAAAACAUGAAAAGUUAUGAGCCUUUCUACGAAUGGGAAGCCGCAAUUGCGGACCUAAUAACCAAAUCAGAUCCUAACAAUGAGUAUUUACAAUGUAUGAAAAAGAAUCUGUACGGAGAAGGAGGAAUCUCAAAAACUACGAUUAUCAUCAUCGUGAUUGUAGUAGUCUUUGUUUGCGGAAUCGCAUUCGUUGCGGUGAUAAAAAUCAGAGCAAACUAUCACAAGCAGCAACUGGCACUGACCUGGGAGCAACGCGUGAAGGAGGUCGGAAAAGAGCUGGAAAAGCAAGGUGCUCCUGGUGCAGGUGAAUCCAAACCAAAAUAA